AUGUCGGUGACAAGUUUAUCGGCGAAAUCUCGUAAACCCGAGGAUAUUGUGAUGGAAGGAUGGCUGUUCAAAAAGGGCGAGCACAUCAAAAAUUGGCGACAAAGAUAUUUGAUUCUGUUCAAUGAUGGCGCAUUGCUCGGUUUCCGAUCGAGACCGAAAGAGGGUCAGCCGUUUCCGGAGCCCCUCAACGAUUUCAUGAUCAAAGACGCGCAAACGAUAUGCUAUGAGAAGCCGAAACCGAAUAUGUUCAUGAUUCGAUGCCUUCAAUGGACGACGGUUAUCGAGCGAAUAUUCUAUGCCGAAUCUGCCGAGGCACGCGAGAAAUGGAUCAAAGCGAUCGACUCGAUUGCAACACGAUACAAGAAUGUGAUGCGAUCGAACGUUGACGAUAUGAUGGACACGAUGUCACUCAAUCAGCAACCGCAUGUCGAUGAGUCGGACUCGAACGCGGCGCAUGCCAUCAUGGGACAGCCGAGUGGCGUUGGCGGCGAAUCGCUGGGACCCGCCGACAUCAGAGCAUCGAUGAUCAGCAUCGCAGAUACCAGUGAAGCGGCGAGGCGCGACAAAAUCACAAUGGAGGAUUUCGAGUUCAUCAAGGUUCUUGGUAAAGGCACAUUUGGUAAGGUGAUUCUUUGCAAAGAGAAGAGGACAUCAAAGCUGUACGCGAUCAAAAUCCUCAAGAAGGAUGUAAUCAUUGCAAGGGAAGAGGUUGUGCACACGCUGACGGAGAAUCGCGUCCUUCAACGCUGCAAACAUCCGUUCCUGACGCAAUUAACAUACAGUUUCCAAACACCGUACCAUUUGUGUUUUGUGAUGGAGUUUGCCAAUGGCGGCGAGCUGUUCACGCACAUUCGAAAAUGUUCGACGUUCAGUGAGAAUCGCACGCGAUUCUACGGUGCCGAGAUUGUGCUCGCGCUCGGCUAUCUUCAUAGUUUAUCGAUUGUCUAUAGAGACAUGAAGGAGUUGACGUACUCGUUCCAAACGAGCGACCGCCUAUGCUUUGUGAUGGAAUUCGCGAUCGGCGGCGACCUCUACUAUCACCUGAAUCGCGAGGUUCAAAUGCACAAGGAGGGCUUCUCGGAGCCGCGCGCCCGAUUUUAUGGCAGCGAGAUUGUGUUGGCGCUCGGCUAUCUGCACUCGAACAGCAUUGUCUACCGCGAUCUCAAGCUUGAGAAUUUAUUAUUGGACAAGGACGGUCAUAUUAAAAUCGCCGAUUUUGGUCUUUGUAAAGAGGAGAUCAGUUUUGGCGAUAAAACGAACACGUUUUGUGGUACGCCGGAAUACUUGGCUCCCGAGGUUCUCGAGGAUAAUGACUAUGGCCGAUGCGUUGAUUGGUGGGGUGUCGGUGUCGUCAUGUACGAGAUGAUGUGCGGACGAUUGCCGUUCUACUCGAAGGACCACAAAAAGCUGUUUGAGUUGAUUAUGGCCGGCGAGUUGAGAUUCCCGAGCAAAUUGAGUAUGGAGGCGAAGCAGCUGCUCAGCGGUCUUCUCGUCAAAGAUCCAUAUCAGAGACUUGGCGGCGGACCCGAAGACGCUUUGGAGAUUUGUCGCGCUGACUUCUUCAAGUCGGUUGAUUGGGAGGCGUUGUACCGCAAGGAGAUCGAGCCGCCGUACAAGCCGAACGUGCAGUCCGACACCGACACGAGCUACUUCGACGCCGAGUUCACGUCGCAGCCGGUGCAGCUCACACCGCCGCCGGCUCGUCAGGGAGCAUUGCAGACGGUCGAGGAGCUCGAUGAGAUGCAGACGAACUUCACGCAGUUCUCAUUCCACAAUCAGUUGGGCAGCAGCAGUAUUCACGAGAACAGCGAAAUGAUGGAGACAUAG
Molecule: messenger RNA, 1827 nt
Organism: Caenorhabditis bovis
Lineage: Eukaryota; Metazoa; Nematoda; Chromadorea; Rhabditida; Rhabditidae
Source: the annotation of a GenBank genome assembly